This is a messenger RNA of Colletotrichum truncatum, 792 nucleotides long. RefSeq names its product hydantoin racemase. NCBI's taxonomy places the organism in Eukaryota, Fungi, Ascomycota, Sordariomycetes, Glomerellales, Glomerellaceae. The record is from RefSeq and is a predicted model, not a curated record.
AUGACUACGCAAAUCCUCCGUCGAAAUGUUAAGAUCCUUGUGAUCAACCCGAACUCAUCCCAAGCUAUGACGAGGGGCAUGGAGAGGGCCAUCCAGGGAAUGCCCUUGCACGAUUCCCUUGAAAUACACACUUAUACAGCACCACCUGAGAGCCCGGCAAGCAUCAAUGACGAUGCGGAUAUCCAGCUCAGUACUGAGGUCGUGCUCAAGGACCUCGCCAAUAGCGGGAAGCUCGACCAGUACGACGGUGUGCUCGUGGCUUGCUACAGUGUUCACACGCUCGUCCAUAAGCUCUCUCAGCAGUAUCACGCUUCUCUGGCUGUCACUGGCAUCUUUGAGGCAAGUGUACUCACCGCAACGUCACUCUUACCUCACACGUCUCCCGGCUCUGUCUCUUCGAAAUGGGGCGUCGUGACUACUGGCAAGUUUUGGGAGAAGCAUCUUAGCGACGGCGUGAGACAUUACCUCGGCCAGUCUGUCGAUGCGGAUAAUGCCAAGUUUGGCGGGGUCAUGUCAACCGGUUUGACUGCCGGGGACUUCCACCACGUCAGCCCGGACGAGGUCAGGGCCAAGCUAGAGCAGGCGACGAAGCAGCUGCUCAACAGUGGGGAUGUUGGAUGUGUGGUAAUGGGAUGUGCCGGUAUGGCUGGCCUUGAGGAAAUCAUCCGUGCCUCGGCCGCUGAAGCCUACGGGAAGGAAAAGGGCGACCAGGUCUUUGUCGUCGACGGCGUCAAAGCCGGAAUUUUACAGCUCGAGCAAACAGUCAGAAGCAGAAGAUUAUUCCAAACUUGA